GAGACAAGCACAAAGUACUCUUUGAAGUGUUUCUUCCUCUUGCAUCCUCAUCAUACCCCUUCUCUCACUUUCGCCUUCUCUCCUAUUCCUAGUUCCUUAAGGCAACCUUGGAAAUGGAGGGAAAAGCAGGAAGGUGGAGCGACUUCAUGCAGAGGGCGAGGCCCUACAUCGCGAUGAUGUCACUGCAGUUCGGCUAUGCGGGCAUGAACAUCAUCACCAAGGUAUCCCUCAACCGUGGCAUGAGCCACUACGUCCUCGUCGUCUACCGGCAUGCCUUUGCCACCGUCGUCAUCGCCCCGUUCGCCCUCAUCCUUGAGAGGAAGGUGAGGCCGAAGAUGACAUUCCUCGUGUUCAUGCAAAUCUUUGUGCUGGGCCUUCUUGGGCCGGUGAUCGAUCAGAACCUUUACUACGCGGGUCUGAAAUUCACAUCCCCAACCUUCUCAUGCGCCAUGAGCAACAUGCUCCCCGCGAUGACUUUCGUCAUGGCGGCUCUCUUCAGGAUGGAGAAGGUGGACAUGAAGAAAGUAAGGUGCGUGGCGAAGGUGGUGGGGACAGUGGUGACGGUGGGCGGCGCCAUGCUAAUGACGCUAUACAAGGGAAAUGUCCUCACCUUCCCAUGGUCCGCUCACCUCCACGGCCACGCCACGAAUGGCUCAGAGGCACCUGAGUCCGCCGACCAGGACUGGGUGAAGGGCUCCAUCUUCCUCAUCAUCGCCACUUUCGCUUGGGCCUCCUUCUUCAUCCUCCAGGCAGUGACCUUGAAGAGAUACCCAGCACAUCUUUCACUGACGGCAAUGGUGGUGUUCAUGGGCACGCUUCAGUCCAUCGCUGUGACGUUCGUGGUGGAGCACAAGGCUUCCGUCUGGUCCAUUGGCUUCGACAUGAACCUUCUCGCCGCCGCCUAUGCUGGGAUAGUGUCAUCGAGCCUCGCGUACUAUGUUCAAGGGCUGGUCAUGAAGAAAAGAGGCCCGGUCUUCGUCACCGCUUUCAGCCCCCUGAUGAUGAUCAUCGUGGCCAUCAUGGGCUCCUUCAUCCUCGCCGAGAAGAUCUACCUCGGAGGGGUUCUUGGUUCGGUCCUGAUAGUGGUCGGGCUCUACUCGGUUUUGUGGGGCAAGUACAAGGAGUACCAGGAGAAGGAGGCAGAGGAGAUCCCUGAGCCAGUCAAGGACCAUCAGAACGGCCACACACACGACCUCGAAGCCGCUAACGACGACAACCACCUCAAGAUGCAGAACCUUGGCUCCUCAGCAGCAGCGGCAGUGCCAGUGACCGUUACAGGCCCGACCAUUCAGCCUCCGUUGGUCGCCAUGAUGGCCCCGAGGCCCAACUGAUCUCCCACACUUUUGACACAUUGAGAGACAACUGAAGAGUUUAGUAAUGAAUGAGAAUAAGAGGAUGAGGGAAGAGGAAGGAGGGGCCUUUUUGUGCUUUCAUCUCUUCUUCUUCUUCUUCUUCUUCUUCUUCUUUUUUAUUUUUGUGUUUUUUAUUUUUUAUUUUGAGAUGACUGACGACGAGCCUUUUGCUCUCUGUAACACCAUGGUCAACACGAAAAUCUGAUAAUGCAAACUCCAUUUUGUUCGAUA
Molecule: messenger RNA, 1583 nt
Organism: Eucalyptus grandis
Lineage: Eukaryota; Viridiplantae; Streptophyta; Magnoliopsida; Myrtales; Myrtaceae
Product: WAT1-related protein At5g07050
Exons: 7
Coding region: 114-1331 (405 amino acids)
Cellular component (GO): plasma membrane
Molecular function (GO): transmembrane transporter activity
Source: RefSeq, a predicted model, not a curated record